This is a messenger RNA of Mobula hypostoma (lesser devil ray), 3004 nucleotides long. Its product is annotated as dual 3',5'-cyclic-AMP and -GMP phosphodiesterase 11A-like. Gene Ontology annotation, biological process: negative regulation of receptor guanylyl cyclase signaling pathway; signal transduction. Lineage: Eukaryota; Metazoa; Chordata; Chondrichthyes; Myliobatiformes; Myliobatidae. The transcript is spliced from 21 exons. Bases 1 to 2685 code for a protein of 894 amino acids. The record is from RefSeq and is a predicted model, not a curated record. Gene Ontology annotation, molecular function: protein binding; 3',5'-cGMP-stimulated cyclic-nucleotide phosphodiesterase activity.
AUGGCGGCCAUCGACUUCUCGCAGGUGGAAGCUUUCCUAGACCGACAUCCCGACCUCUUCGAGGACUACCUGCUGAGGAAGGGCAAACGCGAGUCGGUCAGCAAGUGGCUGAAGGCGCACAAGGGCGCUAGGCAGGUGGGGGGCGGGCCGCCGGGCGAGGAGAAGCACCCGUGCCCGGCCGAAGCCACUCUCCACCGGUCGUGCCAGAAGGAACUGCGGAGGAGCUUCGCCCGCUCCCGGGCCAUGACCUGCCACCACACCCUGGACGAGCUGGUGUUCCUGCGGUCUUCCGAGCGGGACCCCAGCCCCAGCAGGCGGGCGCUGCUGCGGAAGGCCAGCUCGCUGCCACCCACCCCCGCGCACCUGCUCAGCGCCCUGCUCGAGUCCCGGGUCAGUGCCCCGCAGCACGCCUCGGCCGCCAGCCACCACAAGCGCUCGCUCAAGGAGGCCGACGAGAGGCAGUUCUUCCUGGAGCUAGUCAAGGACAUCUCCAACGAGCUGGAUCUGACCAGCCUGAGCUACAAGAUCCUCAUCAACCUGUGCAUCAUGGUGGACGCUGACCGCUGCUCCCUCUUCCUGGUCGAGGGUCCAGCCCACAAGAAGAGGCUGGUCUCCAAGCUCUUCGAUGUGCACGCGGGCACCACGGUGGUGCCGUCGUCCAGCAUGGAGAACUCCAACGAGGUCCAGGUGCCCUGGGGCAAAGGAAUAAUCGGCUAUGUGGCUGAGCACGGGGAGACCAUCAACAUGCCUGAUGCCUACGAGGAUCACCGGUUUAACGAUGAAAUCGACAAGCUGGCAGGUUAUAAGACGAAGUCCAUUCUGUGCAUGCCAGUUCAGAAUUGUGACGGAGAGAUCAUCGGAGUGGCACAAGCUAUCAACAAAAAUCCCGCUGGAGUUCCCUUCACCGAAGACGAUGAAAAGGUACUGCAGAUGUACUUGCCAUUCUGUGGAAUAUCCAUAUCCAAUGCCAAACUCUUCACAGCAUCUCGCAAAGAAUACGACAGAAGCAGGGCAUUGCUGAAGGUUGUCAACGACUUGUUUGAAGAGCAAACAGAGCUGGAGAAAGUUGUCAGGAAAAUCAUGCAGCGAGCUCUGACCCUGUUGCAAUGUGAACGGUGCUCAGUUCUUCUGCUGGAAGACAUUGAGUCCCCCAUCUGUCUUGCUUCCAAAUCCACUUUCAAAGCAACAGCAUCGCUCAAGGUGGUGAAGUUUUCUAAGACCUUUGAGCUGAUGUCUCCACUGUGUUGUGUUGAGAGCCAUAUCAGCAUGGAGAAAUUAUCGUGCUCUGGUUGGCUGAUCAACAACAGGAUAGCGGAGCUGGUCGCAUCAACAGGUCUUCCAGUGAAUAUCAGUGAUGCCUAUCAGGACCCUCGCUUUGACACUGAGGCAGACCAGAUGUCUGGUUUUCACAUCCACUCAGUGUUGUGCGUACCCAUCUGGAAUAGUAAUCAUCAAAUCAUCGGAGUUGCUCAGAUACUCAACCGGUUGGAUAGGAAAACGUUUGAUGAUGCCGAUCAGAGGUUAUUUGAGGCCUUUGUCAUUUUCUGCGGCCUUGGCAUCAACAAUACAAUAAUGUACAACGAAGUGAAGAAGUCCUGGGCAAAGCAAUCGGUGGCUCUUGAUCUGCUGUCCUACCAUGCCACAUGCUCAAAAGUAGAGGUUGAUCGACUGAAGGCUGCCAAACUCCCGACGGUCAGUGAGCUGGGGAUUGCGCAUUUUUCCUUCAACGAUUUUUCCCUUGACAGCGAUGGAAUGAUCACAGCCUCACUGAGAAUGUUCAAGGAGCUGGGAAUUGUGCAGAAGUUCAAAGUAGAUUAUGAGGUUCUGUGUCGCUGGCUGCUUACUGUGAGAAAAAAUUACCGUGCUGUUCCGUACCACAACUGGCGUCAUGCAUUUAAUGUUGCUCAGUGCAUGUUUGCAUUGAUAACAACCGCUGGUUUUCGGGAAAUUCUGACUGAUAUUGAAAUUUUAGCCUUGAUGGUGGGUUGCCUUUGCCACGAUCUUGAUCACAGAGGAACAAACAACGCUUUCCAGGAAAAGAGCGGAUCAGCUUUAGCACAGCUGUAUGGGACAUCUGCCACUUUGGAGCACCAUCACUUCAACCAUGCUGUAAUGAUAUUGCAGAGUGAGGGACACAACAUUUUUGCCAACCUUUCCUCCAAAGAUUACAGUGAUUUGAUGCAGUUGCUGAAGCAGGCUAUCCUGUCCACUGACCUCAUGCUUUAUUUUGAGCUGCGCUCUAAGUUCUUCGAGUAUGUCACGUCCGGGGAACAUAACUGGUGCCUUGAGAAGCACAGGCAAAUGCUGAGGUCUAUGCUGAUGACAGCCUGUGAUUUAGGAGCAGUUACCAAGCCUUGGGAGAUCUCUAAGCAGGUGGCAGAGUUGGUAACGAGUGAGUUCUUCGAGCAAGGGGACAGGGAGAGAACUGAACUGAAGCUGACACCAGCUGCUAUCUUUGACCGAGAUAGGAAGGACGAGUUACCGGGUCUCCAGCUGGAGUGGAUUGAUGGGAUUUGCAAGCCUUUGUUUGAGGCAUUGGCCAGGCUGAAUGGCAGGAUCCAGCCCUUGGUGAACGGGAUCAAUGCAAAUAGGACUAAGUGGGAGGAGCUCUAUACAAUGCACUGUCAGUCCCAUGGUGUCACAGAUGCUGCUAAUUGCACGCUGAAGAUUGAAGUAAUCAACUAGUGAAAUUCAGACCUUAACAUGUUUCUGGCCUGACCUUAUUCUGCAUUAGGACAGUUUGACCCUCUGGCAGAUGGAAUGUUAAUGGCCAAGAUGCAAAUACUGUGAAUCAUCAAUAUUACUUUGGCUGCAGCAUGAAUCUUCAGUGGCAUUACCAUAAAUCCCAUCUGCGUAGCUGCAGAGGAAGAGGCGCAAAUUCAUUUUGCUCUCUGAUCAAGUGUUGGGUAUUGAAUGGAGUUUAACACCGCAAAUAUUCAACAAGAAGAUCGGCCAUCAACAGUCAUGGACCAUUUCACAUGUAUCCCAUCGUGCACCACUCUGU